AUGUCUUCAAGUGAAUAUUUUAUCCUUCAUAAGGCUAUACGAUACGUUGUUGGCGUCGCUGCAGCCUCGUUUUUCACCGAAAUACGGGUCAUCGGAGAGGAGAAUGUGCCCAAGGAUGGCCCUAUCAUCGUUGCUGCGACCCACCAUAAUAUGAUACUAGACCCUAUUAUUCUCUCGACAAGUUUUCCGUACAAGCGGAUAUUGCAUUAUUGGAGCAAAGCGAGCCUUUACGCCAACCCGGUCGUUCGAUACAUCCUCCUCUCAACCGGAAACAUCCCUGUCGACCGCAAGUCCAAGGACCGUCAAGUAUUGUUCAAAGGAACCUUUGAAGCGCUAGCCAAGGGUGGUGCUGUAGCGCUGUUCCCUGAAGGAACCAGUUACACGGAGCCACGGAUCAUGCAAGUCAAGGACGGUGCAGCUUGGGCAGCUUUGGAAUACACAAAAUGGCUCAAGGCAAACCUGGGAAAAGCAUCCUCUAGUGAGGUGAAAAUAAUACCUGUAGCAAUCGUGUACACGAACAAGUCCAAAUAUCGGAGUAACGUUAUUGUUGAGUUUGGGCGACCAAUACCAAUGGACGCAUACCUCGAGCAAUUCAACGACCCGACAGAGGGGGAGCCUCGCUUGGCUGCGAAAUCUUUGACGAGGACGCUCGAGAAUGAGCUGAUUGAAUCUACUAUAAAUGCACCCGAUUGGGACACGCUGUACACUGCUCGUAUGGCGCGUGAUUUGAUGUGGACGGACGAAAAAUCCAUCAAUAUGGAUGAGUUUGUGAUCAUAUCUCAGACGCUUGUCGACUUGUUUUCGACUACAGAUGUUACUGCCAAUUUUAUGUCAGUGCAGCGAAACCUGCUUGAAUACUAUUCAUUACUACAAUCGGCCAAUCUCACUAAUUCUGUCCUCUCGCACAUGCCACUGCCCCGGUCAUUAGACCCCAGCGUGCCUACGCCUCUCCCCAGUCGCCUCAUCACCCUCCUCAUACUCUUACGGGAUACGUUAGCUUGCCUUGCGCGCCUGCCAUUCUUCCUUUUCCCUGUUGUAGUUCAUUUACCUGUGUACAUCAUGGGUAGGCUUGGUGCACGUCUGGUCGAGGAUGAGGAAGAGACCCAAGCUCAGAACAAGAUUGUGUUUGGCCUACUUUCCAUGAUGAUGGUUUACCCCGCAGCUUUUUUCUUCUUGUGGGCCUUCCUCUGGUAUUCUUCGGCAGGGGCAUUGGCGGCUGCUGUUAUCGUGUAUCUUUUCGCGCGCUAUCAUAACACGCUAAUUGAUGAUAACUAUGAACACGCGAAACGGCUAUACGCAGCAUGGCGCACGCUCAUUGGUGUCUGGGCUCCAAAGGGCAUGGAUCUCUCCCUCGCUGCUCUAUCCCAGUAUACCACACCCGUUCUUCCGAAAGAGAACCCCUGGAUAGACAAACCAAACAGCUCCACGCCGGAACCUUCCACUACGCCCACCACACCAAGCAACAUUCCAACGGUGCUGCCUGGUCCAUCUGACCUUCUCACAGCAAACGAACCACCUGUCAGAUCGCGCAGGAAGCGUCGCCCUCCUACCCGAAGGAUUAUGCGACAUGUCCUGCGUGCGCGGGUGGAGGCUGUGAAAGCACUCGCCGUGUUCUUUGAACAGCUAGAGCGUGGGAGGACAGGGAAGAAAGUGAAGGCAAGCAGACAUCUAGCGAGUCUAUAUGGGUUUGAGGAGGAUGGAGAAGGAUGGAGAAGCGCUACUGAGGUUGUGAGGUUUUUGAGAGAAAAGGGGGCAAAGAUUCCGUCGGUGUCGUAUGUUCCAACGGAAGAGGACUGGAUGGCGCUGAGUAGCGAUGGAGAAGGGGCCAGCACGCCUGUUGAGGAAUAG
Molecule: messenger RNA, 1848 nt
Organism: Desarmillaria tabescens
Lineage: Eukaryota; Fungi; Basidiomycota; Agaricomycetes; Agaricales; Physalacriaceae
Exons: 10
Coding region: 1-1848 (615 amino acids)
Biological process (GO): phospholipid biosynthetic process
Molecular function (GO): glycerone-phosphate O-acyltransferase activity; glycerol-3-phosphate O-acyltransferase activity
Source: RefSeq, a predicted model, not a curated record